AUGCAUGGAGCCUCGGCCGCCUCGGCUGCCUCGGCCUCCGCCGGGCCCGGCGCUGUCGGCUGCUGGGCUGCGUCCCACAAGCUCUUCUCCGCGCUCGAGGCGAAUUGCUGGCGAUUCGUGCAGAGCUACCCGAAGCUCAGCAGAGCGAUCACAAACCGCAAGGACACCUUGACCAACCGGGAAGAUUUCGAGGAAAUCGUGACCUUCUUGACAUCAGUCCCGCUGUUCAAGAACCAGCUCCCCAGGUCUGAGCUGCCGAAGGUGGCCAGGAACCUCAAGCGGAAGGUAUGGGAGCCUGGCACAGAAAUUGUCAAGCAGGGAGACCUAGGCAAAGCCUUCUUCCUCAUCAUGUCGGGCGAGGCAGAUGUUCUCACACGGAGUGGUGACAGCUGCCACGACCAUGUCCGCGCGACGCUGAGGAAGGGUGACUACUUUGGUGGAAGGACCUUGCUGGAGGAGCGUAGCAACGUGGCGACGAUCCGAGCUGGCAGCGAGGCGAGCCUGGUGACUUUGUCGAUGUCAAGAAGGACCUUCUAUGACACAGGCAUCGCCAAGUAUUUGAAGUUUCCAAAACGAGCCGCAAUCUACAACGAGCAUCCCACAGCGACAACUCCGGGGGAGUACAAGUCCCAGAAGAAGACGGAGGAGGAAACGAUGUUUAUUGCAUGUGCCGUCAGAAACAAUGCGAAUCUGCGUGCUCUCAUUCAAACGGAUCAGGAGCAGCUGAGAAAAAUUGCAGCAUCUGCAGAGCGGCGGGUGGUGGAGAAAGGCGUUGAGGUCGCGAAGCGUGGCGAGGUUGGUGACGAGUUCUUUAUAAUCCGAGAGGGCUCCUUCGACAUCGUCCUAAGUUCCCCCUCAGAUGCAGAACGAGCCUCCGCCGAGGAGCGUGUGGCUUUGACAACUAUGUCGGAAAGGUUGCUGAGGAAACAGCACUUUCUCCAGACAUUGACUCAGCCUAGCCUUUGCCGGACCUGGGGUCGGACCAUUUCGACCCUGCUCUCCCCCAAGAGCGGUGUGGAGGAGGACGUGCCUGCAUCUGCGGACAUGUUCCUCCGAGGAGUUUCUGGGCCUUGUGAGGCCUUGCGGCCGAAGCUCGGCUCACCGAAGCGCUCCAAGGACAAACGCGUGCGCGGCCACACAGACGGGGCCAAGCACUUCGUUGCGCAGUCCUUGACCAGCUUCAAGGGCAUCAAGGAAGUGCCAGACCUCGUGGUGCCCGAUUCGCCUAAGAGCGACGGACUUGAUGAGGACAGCACAGCUAGUACUAGUCCAAUGAGCAAAUUCGAAGUCCUGGGAGAAGGAGAUAGCUUUGGAGAGCUUUCCCUCCUUUACAACAUGCGACGAGAGGCGACCUUUCGUGCGCGGGAGACGUCCAUCAUCUAUGCGGUGCCACGACGUGGCUGGGAAUCCGCCUUCAGCCGAAAGGGGCCGCGUUUCGAUGAGUACGGCGCGUUACUCGAGGAGGUCCACGCACUUGAGCCCUUGGUCAGCUCCGAACGCUACGAACUUGCUUGUAAUGCUUCAGGCUUUGUGCACUUCCCUGCCGGUGAGCGCGUCAUCGCUCAGGGUAAAGUGAGACAGGCGAGGCAAUGGUAUGUCAUUUAUGCUGGCAGUGCUGUCAUGACAUGGGAUCGUCCUGAUGGAACUUCGGUGCAGCUGUCGGAGGUGGGGCGUCCCGGCUGCUUCGGCGAGCGAUCGCUCCUCAGAGGGGAUGCGGCCUACGACGUGAAUGUGACAGCUGGUGCGAAUGGCAUGACCUGUCUCACGUUUAAUGGCGAGACUAUUCGUGUCCUUCUAACCAGAAUAUACAAUGAUUCUCCUGGAUUCAUUCCAGACAUCCAUGCUGACGUCGAGGAAUGGUGCAAGCUUAAAGCCCAGCACGCAGCAGAAAGCAGCGUGGUCUCCCACUCGAUGGACUUUGCCGUCGGACAGACAUCUGUAGGUGCUGUCAGGAAUCUGGAAGGCUAUGCCAAGUUGCAAGUGCUGGGGCGAGGGGCCUAUGGCGAGGUGUACCUAGUUGAGGACGCCAUUCGAAAAAAGCAUUAUGCGCUGAAGGUGAUGUCAAAAGGACACAUACAGCGCAGCGGGAUCGUGCGCCAAGUGCGCUGGGAGAGGGAGCUGCUGUCCAUGUUAGAUAGCAAAUUCGUUAUUCGUCUCCAUCGGACGAUGUAUGAUUUCCAGCACAUUUACAUGUUGCUGGAAGUCGCACUGGGUGGAAAUCUCAUGGAGUUGCUUCAUACGCGGCCGCAGGUGUUUCUUGAGGACUCGCCGCGAGGCUAUGCGACAUGUUUCUAUGCCGCCUGCGUCACCGCGGCUUUAGAAUACCUCCACGAGCGAUCCAUCGUCCAUCGCGACAUCAAGCCCGAGAAUGCUAUGCUGGACGAGCACGGCUAUGCGAAGCUCUGUGACAUGGGCUUUGCGAGAUUCGUGCUCAACAAGACCAACACUUUAGCUGGCACGCCGGAAUACCUGGCGCCUGAAAUGAUCGAUUACCCGCACGAUCACGAUUUGUUUGUGGACUGGUGGGCGCUGGGCGUCAUGGUUUACGAACUUCUGGCUGGGCAAACGCCCUUCCACGACGAGGGCAUCGCAGAUCCCAUGGCACGGCUUUUGGCCAUCCGGCGGAGCCAGGAGGAGGCUAUGCAGGAUGGCAUUUGCUUUCCCUUCCACUUCCCGAGCCCAUCCAAAGGCUUCGUCCAGGACUUGCUUCGGCGAUGUCCUGACAGACUCGGAUGCAGGGGCGGGUCUCGAGCCGUGCAGCAGCACGACGUCUUCAGGCUAAAGAAGUUCAACUUUGCAGCGCUGUACGAACGCAAGCUGCCGAGCCCUUUCUGUCCAGAAGUGGACAUUCCGGAGGUUGGCGCCGACGUCGAACCCGACAACAGUUUCACUCUCGAGCAUCACUCUUCGCUGUAUGCUCCCGUCGACAACUCGGAAGACACUUGUCGCAAUCAUUUAUACAUGGCCAGAUUGCAAAAGGCAGCAAAGGAUGCGCCCACACCUGCCGCAUCAUCUGCGUCGCCAGCUGCACCCGCAGCCGAGCAAGAGCAGCCAAUCGAGAUGCCAGCAGCUGCGUCUUCCACACGGACUGAGGUGCAAGACACGCCGGCUUCCUUGUCGAUAUCCGGCAGGAAGCCCGUCAAGCGAGAAUGGUACCAGAGCAACACGCAUGUGUUCAUAACCCUCUUCGCCAAGGGCGUGGAUCAGGAGUCCUGCCGAGCGGACUUCCAAGAGAAGGAGAUCUCAGUGGUGUUCCCACUUCCGGGGUCUGCGGAGGAGGAAUACCAGCUCAACUUAGACCUUUUUGACUCGGUGAACCCUGCUGGCUGCAAGAUCGAGGUUUCAAAGGUGAAAGUUGAGGUGACGCUUGAGAAGCAGAACGUCAGCCUUCACUGGAAGGAUUUGGAGAGGAAGGAGGUGGCGGUGGUAGAGGUCCCACCCGACCUGCCAGCAUAUCCCACCUCCUCGAAGCAGAAGCGUGAUUGGAGUCAGAUUGAUCGUGAGAUCGAGGAGCUGACGUGCUACGUGGCGCUGAGUGGCUGCGCUGGGGGCCUCGACGCCUUGGACUUCCUCCAGCGGCUCCUCCAAGGUCACUACAUCACUUUCGCUUUUCCCUUCGCGGAGAAUCUGGCGCUGAACUUGGAGGUCUUCAGCGUGUGGAUGGCACCAGUGGCAGAGAUCCUGGGAGCACGAAUUGCUUGGGGCUCUUACUUGAGCCCUUCAAUGCUCUUUGAGACGCCGAGCCCACAAGUGAUGUCGAUGAGCAGUCAGUACGCACAGCCUAUGUUUCAUCCUGGCCAAAUGGCGGCAGUGCAUUUCCGCACUAUGCCCUCACGCCCGCCUGAUCCAAUGCGAACAAGAAUGCCUGGCGGGGUCUGGGGUGAGAUGGCUUCAAUGAUGCCCGGCUGGCCGGGCGCUAUUGCUGCGGAUGUGGGGCGAAUGCAGCCUUUCGGCAGCAGCAGCACAGAAGAGCAGCGAGUGCAGGUCUACGGCUUGGAUACGGAGGGCUAUGCAUCCUCCUCGCGGGAUCGACCCCACGGAUUUCACUCCAACAAGCGUCGCAACGACAUCGACGUUCUCUGCACGGGCUGCAGAGAUGCAGUACCUGCAGGAGAAGGGUGGCUGGGCACGGGUGUUUUCCACGGCCAAGUCUACUGCUCGUCCUGUUGGGCCAAAUGGACGGCGCCGUGA
This is a messenger RNA of Symbiodinium sp. CCMP2592, 4191 nucleotides long. Lineage: Eukaryota; Dinophyceae; Suessiales; Symbiodiniaceae. The record is from the annotation of a GenBank genome assembly.